AUGGCGCCGACCCAACGCGGGCGCUCCCUCGCAAAAGAUGCGUUCCCGCCCAUGUUCCGCAAACUCAAAACGUCGACCUACACAGACAACAUGCGCCCGGGCGCAUCGUCCUCACACUACAUCCGCACACUCUCAUGGAACUCAACAGGCGGCUUCAUAGCAACCGGCUCCGCAGACCGAACACUGCGCAUCUGGAACCCCGAACGCCCCAACGUCAAGAACUCCACCGAGCUCCGGACACCUCUCCCUGCAGGCCACAAACCCUCUUCCCCCCAGAUCGUCCUCGAACGCGUAGCCUUCCACCCCAUCAACGAAAACGAGCUCGCCUCCUGCAGCACAGACGGCAUGGUCCGCCUCUGGGACAUCCGCUCCCGCUCCCUCACCGCCGACCUGCGCGUCGCACCCCCCUACACCCGCGCCAAAGACGAAAAAGACGAGUCCCCCUUCACCCUCGCGUGGACCCCCGACGGGCAAAGCCUCGUCGCAGGCCGCAAAGAUAACAAGUUGUGCGUCAUCGACCGCGCAGGCAUGCGCGUGUCCUACGAACACCGCGAACCGCUGCAAACGAACCAGUGCGUCUUCGACUGGACGGGCGAGCACUUGUACGCCACGAAUGGAGACGGAUAUAUCAAGAUCCUGCGGUACCCCGACUUCAGCACUGCGCUCUCGCUCAACGCACACACAGCGAGCUGCUACGCCGUCGCGUACUCGCCGAGCGGGGAGUACGUCGCAGCCGGCGGGGGCGACGCGCUCGUCAGCCUGUGGGACACGCAGGAGUGGAUUUGCGUAAGGACGCUCGACUUGACGAGUAGUGCGGUUAAGAGCAUCGAUUUUAGCUUCGAUGGGAGUUACAUUGCGGCGGGGGCGGAGGACAGGGAGGAGAAGAAGCUUAACAUUGCGCAUGUGGAGAGUGGGGAGACGGUGGUUAGCUUGGAUUUGAUGGCGCCUGCGUUGCAGGUUGCGUGGCAUCCUAGCCGGUAUGUGCUGGCGUACUCGGCGGAUGCGCAGGGGUUGAAGAUUGUGGGUGGGAUGGGCUAG
Didymosphaeria variabile is the source of this 1038-nucleotide messenger RNA. RefSeq lists its product as uncharacterized. Gene Ontology annotation, molecular function: protein binding. The record is from RefSeq and is a predicted model, not a curated record. The transcript has a single exon. Gene Ontology annotation, cellular component: THO complex part of transcription export complex. NCBI's taxonomy places the organism in Eukaryota, Fungi, Ascomycota, Dothideomycetes, Pleosporales, Didymosphaeriaceae. Bases 1 to 1038 code for a protein of 345 amino acids. Gene Ontology annotation, biological process: mRNA export from nucleus.